GACGAUGAGGCCCCACGUUUUUAUCCUACAACCUAUGAUAAAAAUAUUACGCACCUCUAAUUUUGUGCAUUAUCCGACGAUGCUAUUUUUCGAAACUGAAUGGGGUCGUUUCCGAGUGGGUUGCUGAUCAACACGGUGACGCACACUCACGGUGCUCAGUUUCCCCUCACACUCGACAAACCAACGCAUUCAUCUGCAAAAAUCAAACCAAAAAUUUCACCUUUGACAAGUUCCUCUGGUCUCCGGCGUCCGCCAACUCCGAGAGCCACUUACACAUGGCGAUCACACACAACCCAGUUACACAUCCUCAUCCUCAAAUGAGAAAAUCUAAUCUGUGUUCAGCCAUCCAACUCUGGAAUGUUCGACACCACGCAAUGGUUCUUCCAAGUUCUUCGACCAGGAAAGACUUCCCAAGUGGCCGGCCCCCUCUCCUUCGUCCACCUCCUGGUUCCGCAUCAUGCAGCAAGGAAAAAAGCAGCAGUGAACGUCCAGAUAUGGUGGAGCUCGAUCUGGAGGCUGCAGUGCAAGUCCCGAAGAAAGAGAACGCAUGCAUGGAGCCGUGUUGCACGCAAGACUUUCGACGGUGGCCGGAAUCGGUCUCCAGACCUGCUGACUCUGAAAUGUGCAAAUGAUUGACGUAGACUUUACUAACGCUAAGCGAUAUUCUUUAUUUACUUGACGAUAUCAUUGGUAGAUCAUUGAGUGAGGAGGUUUUCGAAAAUAUUGUUUCAAAAACAUCUUAUCUAUAAAAUUGUUUCAGUCUUGGGCAACAUGUAAAAA
This is a messenger RNA of Physcomitrium patens, 780 nucleotides long. RefSeq lists its product as uncharacterized. NCBI's taxonomy places the organism in Eukaryota, Viridiplantae, Streptophyta, Bryopsida, Funariales, Funariaceae. The record is from RefSeq and is a predicted model, not a curated record.